UGCAAUGCAACCAAAUCAGAGAGAGCGAGCGGAAACAAACAAGAAACAGAACAAAAAGAUGGCACCCAGAUAAGAAUAUGGAGCCGAAGCAACCCAAUACACGCUCUACAGCACACCCAUCUCCUUCAAUCAAUACUGGUUUUUGUCUCAAUCUCAGCGACCAACUAUAGGAAGAACCAACAAAAAGAAGAACAAGAACGACCCUUCUUCCUAAAUUUCUCCAAAAUCCAACCCAUCAUUCUGUUAGUUGCAGCGAAUGGUUGAUCAACGGUGGCGCACUGUACUCAGCCGCCGUCUUUUACAGAUUCCGAAAUAGAAGAGCGGUGCGGUGGCGGUGGCGGGAGGUGGACCAUUUCAUCUCAAUCAAAGGUUUCAUGGUGGACCCACUUCAAUCAAAUUUGUAUAGACUGAGAUUUAUAAGGGUUUUCUCUUAAUCUAAGAUUUGGGUUUUGCACUCUUCCAUGUCCACUUGAGGGAAUUUGUUUUCUCUCUCUCUCGCUCGCUCUUAAUAGUGUAGCCAAAGUACGGCUUUCUGGGUCAUUCUUUUCCUCUACUUCUGGCCCCAGAAUUUGCAUUUUCAAUGCGUGUGGAUUGGUGUUCUUGGGCUGCUGCUUCGAGGAUCUCACUUUUCCCUCUCGUUUUUGUUUCUUCUCCGCUCGUUUAGCCGCCGAUUUUCCUCACGAUUCUCAUCUGGGUGCGCUUUUUGCUGGAUGUCAAUUGUCAAGCCCGUCGUUUUUCUCCAAGUAAUCUAAUCAAUCCCCUUUUAGUUCUACUGGGUUCGUCUUAUUAUAUCAUUUUGGAUUUAGCUCGAGGAAUUUAAACGUGAAGUAUUUCCCAGUAAAGAGGCAACAGUUUUCCACUUUCCGCCAUGCCUUUGUCCGAGCUUUAUCGAGUGGCCAGAGGGAAGCUUGAUUCGACUCAAGAUAAGAACAAUACGGUUUCUGCGGAUUUGUCUCUGAAUCCUGAGAAUGAUGUUUUUGAACUAGUGUGGGAUAAUGGCCAAAUUUCGCUGCAAGGUCAGUCCAGUAGGACAAGGAAGAACUCGAAUUCGAACACUUUACAGUCUCAGUGUUUACCGUCUCAUAGUCCCAGGGAUAGACAUAGAGAUACAGGACAUUUCAGCAAUGCAAGAAUGGGUAAGUUUGGUGCUAUUGAUUCUGUAGUAAGAGAUGUUAUAGGGACCGCACCUUCACCCGAUGUCGAAUUGACUCAUGACGACGACGAUGAUGAUAUGGUGCCUUGGCUGAACUAUCCUCUUGAUGGACAUCUGCAGCAUGAGUAUUCUUCUGAUUUCUUACCUGAAUUAUCUGGGGUCACUGUUAAUGACCUCCCCUCACGAAAUAGCGUUGCAUCUUCUAUAGGGAGAGGCAGUGGUGGUAAUCAGGUAAAUCGAGAUACACACGUCAAUUCUUUACGUGGUGCUAGUCUAGAAGAUGGCAACAUUUCCAAGCUUUCUUCGUUAGAUGCUUCGACUGAUAGACCUCAACGAAGUAGCACGAAUCAAUUACAUUCGUCGGCAUCGCAGCAAAGCCAGACAUCGAUCCCACAUCUCCGAACGAAAAGUGCAAGCGGCAGAGAAAAUACUACGGACAAGCUUGUUCAGGAUUCUCUUAUGGGCCAAUCUCCUCAGGUUCCAUUGGUUACAAGCAGUUCUUCAAGCACAAUGAGGCAAAAGCUAGAUCCAAAUCCUCCGAGUAAUUCAUCCAAUUUCAUCAAUUUUUCCCAUUUUCUGCGGCCUGCUGCUCUUCUCAAAUCUAAUCUUCAGAACCAUGGUGUGACUGGAACUGUGGGUUUGUCUAGUAUGCGCAGCAUGGAUAAGGACUGUUCAGCAGCUAGUAGUCAACCCCCUGAAGCAUCAUUAAUUGCGACACGAGGUAGUUUGAGAAAGGAAUCAAAUUCAUUCUGUAAAAAUGCUGUAGUACCUUCCAUAGAUGAUAAUAAUCCAUCAGAUGCCAAACCUCCCGAGCAAUUACAGGCUGUGAAACAACCUGAGGUUGCUUGUUUGGGAGACUCAUCCAAAAAUGAUGACCACCCCAAACAGUGUCUUGAAGUAGGUGCAACUACAGGAUUUCCAGAUGGUGAGAAGGCUGCUGAAUCUGUAAUUGCUGCUUCUGUUUGUUCACGCAAUAGUGUUGAGGGAGCUUCUGAUGAUCCGACACGUAAUAGGAAGAGAAAAUGUCAUGACACUGAGGAUUCUGAAUGGCAUAGUGAUGAUGUAGAAGAAGAAUGUAAUGAUGUGAAGAGAGCGAAUCCUGCUCGAGGGACUGGGUCCAAAAGAAGCAGGGCUGCGGAAGUGCAUAAUUUAUCAGAAAGACGACGUAGAGAUAGGAUCAAUGAGAAGAUGCGUGCUCUGCAAGAACUCAUACCAAACUGUAAUAAGGUGGACAAAGCUUCCAUGCUUGAUGAAGCCAUUGAGUACUUGAAAACGCUUCAACUUCAGGUUCAGAUUAUGUCAAUGGGAGCUGGUUUAUUCAUGCCUCCCAUGAUGUUCCCUGGAGGAAUGCAACCCAUGAAUGCACCACAUAUUUAUUCACCCAUGGGUGUAGGAAUGGGAAUGGGAUUUGGGAUAGGUAUACCUGACAUGAAUGGUGGUUCUCCUGGUUAUCCCAUCGUUCAAGUGCCUCACAUUCAAGGAACUCAUUUCCCAAGCCCAUCUAUACCAGGUCAAACUGUAAUGCAUGGAAUGGCAGGUUCUAACUUUCAGGUCCUUGGGAUUCCAAGUCAAGGACUUCCCAUGCCAAUGCCAAUGCCACGUGGACCGAUCCCUCCAUUUUCUGGAAGGCCUUUUAUGACUAGUUCCGGCAUGGCAGUGGCUCCUAUGGAGAAUACGGGUUCAGCUGCAGCUUGUAGCUCAAAAGAUGCAUCUCAGAACAUUAACUCACCUAUGCUGCCAAAUGGUGGCACCGAGACGUCAAUAACUCCAGCUCCUAGACAGGCUAAUGAACAGGCGUCCGGUGUUAACGACAGGGCUGUUAACCCCACCAGCAAAAGCGACGUUAUACCUAACUAAGUUGCCUGUGUGUGAACUUUUUGCAGUUUGGUUCUUCAUUUUACACAGUAACUAAGUUUGGUUCUUCAUUUCACACAGUAAAAUUGAUCAUAACUGGAUAAACCACAUUAGGGAUAUUGACUCUAUACCUUGAGGAGAAAAACCUUGCCAUGGCGUUGACACUUUGCUUCUGCUUGUUCAUAAUCUCUACUUGAUAUCAGCGAAUAUACAUGAAUGAGCAGGAGAUCCUGCUUUCGACUUGGAGAGGCGUUCGACUUGGAGAGGCGUUGAAGAUGAACCUUUGAGUUUUUUUAAGUCUAAUCAGGUCCUGAUGCUUGCAAAUUCGUAAUUUUUGCUACCAUUGGGAGGAGGAGAGACUGGGCCGCAUGAUCUUUCAAUAGAAUUUGGUUUGAUUGAUCAACUAUCCGUGCAGGCAUAAUGCAACUGCCUCGAGGCUGAAUAUGAUGGAACAUUUGUAAGUAGACAAGACUAAAUGAUGGCAAAUAAAUCUCUCCCAUUCUCCAUCUUCUUCAGAGGAGUUUUAUGUUGAACCAUUUUGUGGAUAUUGUAAGUAUUAAGGUAGGUGGUCAGGCUUAUAGUUCCCAAAAUUGUGUGCAACUGAAACAAAAUCUUGCAUGUAUGCUAUAAUUUCAUAAUCUUCCCCCCUCCUUUAGCUGGGUUGAAAUAUGUAGGUAGACUUGCAAAUUUAGCAAGGGAAUCAGCCUCGAGCAAUAAGCAAUAGGGUUAAA
Molecule: messenger RNA, 3738 nt
Organism: Momordica charantia (bitter melon)
Lineage: Eukaryota; Viridiplantae; Streptophyta; Magnoliopsida; Cucurbitales; Cucurbitaceae
Product: transcription factor PIF3
Biological process (GO): regulation of DNA-templated transcription
Molecular function (GO): protein dimerization activity; DNA-binding transcription factor activity
Source: RefSeq, a predicted model, not a curated record